This is a messenger RNA of Zea mays, 1280 nucleotides long. RefSeq names its product chloroplastic iron-superoxide dismutase. Gene Ontology annotation, biological process: superoxide metabolic process. The record is from RefSeq and is marked validated. The transcript has 9 exons. Gene Ontology annotation, molecular function: superoxide dismutase activity; metal ion binding. NCBI's taxonomy places the organism in Eukaryota, Viridiplantae, Streptophyta, Magnoliopsida, Poales, Poaceae. Gene Ontology annotation, cellular component: chloroplast nucleoid. The coding region runs from base 16 to 792 and encodes 258 amino acids.
CGCGGCGCAGGAAAAAUGGCGGCUUCCGCUCUCCACCUCCGCCUCCACCCCUCGCCGCCGGCGGGUGUGAAGCUUCAGCAGCGGAAACUGCGCUCGAAAAUACAGAGGCAGGGUGGCCUAUCUCGAAGAUUUUCAAAAGUUGUGUCCUAUUACGGUCUCACAACCCCACCAUAUAAACUGGAUGCUCUGGAACCUUAUAUGAGCAAGAGGACAGUUGAACUUCACUGGGGUAAGCACCAUCAAGAUUACGUGGAUGGCUUGAAUAAGCAGUUGGCUACCAGCCCUCUGUAUGGAUACACUCUGGAGGAUCUGAUAAAAGAAGCUUAUAACAAUGGCAAUCCAUUACCAGAGUAUAACAACGCAGCACAGGUCUGGAACCAUCACUUCUUCUGGGAAUCAAUGCAACCAGAAGGUGGUGGCUUACCUGAGGGAGGUGUGCUGCAGCAGAUUGAAAAGGAUUUUGGCUCGUUUACUAAUUUUAGGGAAGAGUUUAUCCGCUCAGCCUUACAGCUGUUAGGGUCUGGUUGGGUUUGGCUUGUCUUGAAGAGAAAUGAGAGAAAGCUUUCGGUUGUUCAUACACGAAAUGCUAUCUCCCCACUUGCUUUUGGUGACAUUCCAAUCAUCAGCCUAGACUUGUGGGAGCACGCUUACUACUUAGACUACAAGGAUGAUAAGCUAACAUAUGUCACAAACUUUAUGGACCAUCUUGUCUCUUGGCAUACUGUCACUCUACGCAUGAUGCGUGCAGAGUCUUUUGUGAACCUUGGUGAGCCAAAUAUCCCAGAGGCUUGAGCUACAGAUACACCCUAGUUAUCAUCGUGAGGCAUUCUUCGGAUACAUCGGAUCAAAUCCUGCUGGAGGAACCAGAGAGUUGGAAAAUCUCAUGUCUCACAAGAAAUGCUUAUCACCCCAAUGUCAUACACGCCAAGAUAAGCUGCUGGGAUUUCACCAUUGCCCUUGGAUAUUGCUACAAGGAAAUCACUAGUCAGCAUCCAGUUUGAAGACAUGCAACAAAACAGCUCUAGAAGCUAUGGAGCUGGUAGAUUCUGGAGUUGGCAGUGAGGCAGUGAUCCAACUUGGGCUUUGAAGCCAUGGUGCUUUCUCUAGACGGCUAUUAUUUCCAUAGUGUUGUUAGAAUAAUCCUGGUUCUGUGUUUUCAUAACUUCAUCAUGCUAGGGUUCUGUUGUAGCGUAACGCAGAAUGGAACGGAACAAUAUUCUUGUUUUACUGGUUGAGAAACCUGUUAGUUUUGGACUGCAGGGAAAUCUUUUACUUGUAUC